Messenger RNA from Hippocampus comes (tiger tail seahorse), 1114 nucleotides. RefSeq lists its product as uncharacterized. Lineage: Eukaryota; Metazoa; Chordata; Actinopteri; Syngnathiformes; Syngnathidae. The transcript is spliced from 3 exons. Bases 104 to 1108 code for a protein of 334 amino acids. The record is from RefSeq and is a predicted model, not a curated record.
GUUCUACCAUGGUGUAGAUGGGAAGAGGAAUGGAGUAGGGGUGAUUAUAAAGGAAAAAUAUGCUAGACAUGUAGUAGAAGUAAAACGAGAGUCAGACAGGUUGAUGUGCGUGAAGGUAGAGAUAGAAGGUGUGAUGAUGAAUGUAGUCAGUGGGUAUGCCCCACAGGUGGGCUGUGAGUUAGAAGAAAAGGAAAAGCUCUGGAAUGAGAUGGAUAGAGUGACAGAGAGCAUUCCCAGGGGAGAGAGAGUAGUGAUUGGAGCAGACUUAAAUGGUCAUGUAGGGGAAGGUAACAGAGGCGAUGAGGAAGUGAUGGGCAAGUUUGGACUUAGAGAUAGGAACUUGGAAGGACAGGCAGUGGUAGACUUUGCCAAAAGAAUGGAAAUGGCCGUGGUAAACACCUAUUUCCAAAAGAGAGAAGAACACCUGAUAACUUACAAGAGUGGAGGCAGGUCCACACAGAUAGAUUAUAUCCUAUGUAGAAGAGGUAAUCUGAGGGAGGUUAACGACUGUAAGGUGGUGCCAGGAGAGAGUGUAGCCAAACAGCAUAGGAUAGUAGUGUGCAAGCUGACAAUGGAGGUGAGGAAAAGGAAGAGGGUGAAGACAGAGAAGAAAAUAAAAUGGUGGCAAUUGAGGAAAGAAGACUGUUGUGAAGAAUUUAGGAGUGCGGUAAGGGCAGUUCUGGGCAGCGUUGAGGAAUUCCCAGAUGAUUGGGAGACUACUGCAGCAGUGAUUAGGGAGACAGGAAAGAAGGUGCUCGGUGUGGCCUCAGGACAGAGAAAGGUGGACAAAGAGACUUGGUGGUGGAAUGUUGAGGUUCAGGAAAGUGUACAGAGGAAGAAAUUAGCGAAGAAGCGAUGGGAUAGUGAGAGAACAGAAGAGAACAGGCUGGAGUACAAGAAGAUGACUAGGGAAGUGAAGAGAGAAGUGGCCAAGGCCAAACAGAAGGCAUAUGAGGAGUUAUACGAGAGGUUAGACACAAAGGAAGGUGAAAAAGAAUUGUACAGGUUGGCGAGACAGAGAAAUCAGGCUGGGAAGGAUGUACAGCAGGUGAGGUUGAUUAAAGACAGAGAGGGAAAUGUCAUUGCGAGUGAGGAAAGUUGCUUCUGAAGGCUC